Molecule: messenger RNA, 1029 nt
Organism: Monodelphis domestica (gray short-tailed opossum)
Lineage: Eukaryota; Metazoa; Chordata; Mammalia; Didelphimorphia; Didelphidae
Source: RefSeq, a predicted model, not a curated record
AUGGUCACCCUGUUGGUCCCCAAAUAUGAUAUUCUGUGUUCUCCCCCCCAAACUACUGGGUAUCUGGGAAUGCAGCCUGUCGACUCCCAGUUGCAGGAAUUGUGCCAGUUAGACAACAAGGAAGAAUCAGGUGCCCCUUGGCACAUCCUCCUGGCAGGCAGGUAUAAAGGGCCCCCUGGCACUCAGCCCCUGCCCUUGUCCUUCGCUGCCCAAAGCCCCGACCCAGCGGCUUCCAGCAUGGCACACAGCUGUUUCUCUGGGCCCCGAAUGCCCUCAGCCUCCGCCAACUCUGUCUGCUCCAGUGAUGUGAGCUGCAGCAGCAACGUCUGCAUGCCCAGCUCGUGCCUGGGGGGCUCCUCCUGGCAGCUGGACGACUGUCCAGAGAGCUGCUGUGAGCCUUGCGGCGGCUGUGGCCCCUCCUGCUGCCCAGCCCCUUGCUACCCGCCUGCAUCCUGCUUCACCCUCAUGUGCCGGCCAGUCUGCUGCAUGCCCGCCUCCUGCCAGCCCUGCCGAGCUGUCUGCACCCCCUCCUGCUGCCAGUCCACUGACUGUGGGGCUUCCUGCUGCCAAGCAUGUCCCAUUGUCCCCAUGCAGUCCUGUUGCUGUGUGCCUGUAUGCUGUAAGCCCAGCUACUGUGUGACCUCAGCCUGCCCAGCCUCCUCCUGCUGCCAGCCUCCCUGCUGUGUGUCCCUCACCUGUCGGCCAGUGUGCAGCCCAGCCACCUGCUGUGUGCCUCUGUCCUGCAAACCCACCUGCUGCACCACCUCCUCCUCCUCCUCCUGCUGCUGUGGCCCCUCCAGCUGCUAUCCCACCUCCUGUGUGUCUCUCAUCUGCCAGCCAGUGUGCAAACCAGCCACCUGCUGUGUGCCUCUCUCCUGCAAACCCACCUGCUGCACCACCUCCUCUUCCUCCUGCUGCUGUGCCCCCUCCUGCUGCCGCCCCACCUCCUCUGUGUCCCUCAUCUGCCGGCCCACCUGCUGCAGACCCUCCUGCUGCUCCACCUCCUGUGGCCAGAAAUCCUGCUGUUGA